UAUGAAAGGUCCCGCCCCCGCGUAUUGUUUGUUGAUGUCUGUCUGCUCUAAUUUUGCCAGUACUUCAACGCCACUGCGGCGAGGGUGACGUUUAUUUGGACUUUCUGGAAUGCAUGCGGCGUAGUGGGACGACUUAAUCCUUUGGACUUUAUUGCACCCAAGCUGUUAUUUGCAUUUGGUCCGUGGUAGGAUCUGUCGAGCUUCUAGCGCCGGUUUCUUCCCGGUAGAUAACGAGGAGCUCCAUGGGCUGAUUCCAGGCUGUCUGCGCCGGCCUCGCAACCUUUACACCUCCUGGCCGAGCGAGUCUUAAGCAUCUGGGCGCUUUUUACCUAAGAAAAAAGAAAAACAAAAUUAACGCCAGGACCCGAGUUGAGUGUCCACUGGAAAGGAUAUGGCAUCAGUGGUUGAAGUCUUGGAGAACUAAAGGAGGAGAUUUUUCAUCCCUUUCAUUGCCGCGCACUUGUAUUAGUGCUGUCGACCUCAAGAAAGCUUUUUUUUUAUUUUUUGUGUUUAAUUUUUCGACGCGGGUUUGCACUUUAUAACCCCAAUCUUUCUUCUUCAAAGAGAUGGGACACAGGGGAGCGAGGGAAGGAGGCCCACUUUGACGUAGACAUUGGGCUUUAGCCCUCUGCUCCCCUCGUAACACUCAAUACUGUAUAUUUAUCCCCCACCUCACCCAACCCCUUUGCACCCCUUUCGUGGGACUGCUUUUACUUGUCGCUUUGCUUCACUUCUUAAGAUCACUGGCACAAGAUGUAUAAUCCAUUUGUCUGAUACAGAAUCUAUUUUCCUGUCUUAACUUGCAUCAUUAAAGAAAACUUUGCCUUCAGGAGUUUCGUUCUCAUCCCCUGAACGUUUAGAAAGAAAAAAAAAAAUGGAGGGUGCAGGGGUCACCGGACAGAAGAUCAGUCCAUUGGCCCGAGAGCUCAACCGUAUUUUCAGCAACUACAAUAAGCAUUCCAACCUAUUGAAAAAGAACCUGAAGGAGACUAACAAGUUCUUCCGAGAAAUCAAGCAGCACUACAGCAACUCGUGCGGCGCCUCGGCGUUGGAUGCUGGGCACCUGGGUUGCAUAUCAUUCCCGAAUCAUGAAGAAGAAUAUCUGCAAGCAACUAUUGGCUGCACACCUUACAUUAUUAUCCUUGGUCAGAACUGUACUGCAAAGUACCAUGUGGUGAAUGGGCUGCUGGGGGAGCGCUUGCUACCUGUUUCACUGUCCAGUUCAGGCCACUCUGGGGCAUGCCAGGGGAUGGGUAGCUGCAAGAGGCGUCGCUUGCGCUUCACUUAUGGUCGCCAAACCCGACUGAGCUUGGCUUUACCUGGUCAAUAUGAACUGGUACACCAACUGGUGGCCCAUCGUGGCCGCUGGGAAACGAUCCCGGAUGAGGACUUGGAGAUCCAGGAAGAGAGUGAAGACCCAGCCCAGAGGCUGGCUGAGCUGGAGGUCACACUUCCACAUCAUUUGCUUCAGGAAGCUCGAAUCCUGGUCGCAUCUUGCACUCUUGUUCAGCCAUUGGAGACAGUUGUUGAAGACUGCCUCAAAAACAUUGCACCCAUCAUUGUCUAUGCCACUUGUGAAGAGACACUUACACAGCAUCAGCUGGAUGACCUACACCAUGUCCAGGAUAUUGUUCCUUUCCCCAUCUGUUUCACACGUGUGCCAGGCAGUGUUCGGCCUGCUUCUGCUGAACGAGAAAAAAGUGCUCUUUAUAUGCAGCUGAUCUCUCAGGGCUUCCUCAGUAGCAUGGCAGGUAGUUGCUCCUGUGGCAUCUCCUCCCAGCAACAGUCAGUGACAGCCAAACCCCAAAAUGUACUCUGUGAGACAUUUGAGAGGUUACCUCGAGUAUUGGCAGCAUUUGCGCGCCAGGUUUUGCAGAACCAACAGGUUGAGGCAGCCACAAUGCUGAAUCUGGUGCACUGCCGCUGCUUGGACAUUUUCAUCAACCAGGCCUUUGAUAUGCAACGGGAUUUACAGAUCACGCCUCGUCGACUUGAGUAUGCACGUGAAAAAGAAAAUGAGCUGUACCUAUCACUGAUGGGCAUUGCCAAUCGUAAACAGGAAGAAAUGAAGGAUAUGAUUGUGGAGACACUGAGUAGCAUGAAGGAUGAGCUCUUGGAAGAUGCUGCCAACCUACAGUUUACAGAUAUCAUCAUUCCUCCGAAUGGCGAACCAGUCAGCACCAAGGACAUCAAGUCAUGUAUCAGGCAGAUCCAGGAAUUAAUUGUGCUGAGACUAAACCAGGCUGUGGCCAACAAACUUAUCAGCUCUGUAGAUUACUUGCGGGAAAGCUUUGUGGGGACCCUGGAGAGAUGUUUAUCUAGUUUGGAGAAGUCAAAUCCAGACAUCUCAUCCCAUAACAUUACUAGUAAUCACCUUAAACAGAUCCUGAAUGCAGCCUAUCAUGUUGAGGUCACAUUUCACUCUGGGUCGUCUGUCACUAGGCUGGUGUGGGAACAGAUUAAACAGAUUAUUCAAAGGAUCACUUGGGUCAAUCCACCAGCCAUCACCUUAGAAUGGAAACGUAAAGUGGCCCAGGAUGCUAUCGAAAGCCUUAGUGCUGCCAAGCUUGCCAAAAGUAUUUGCAGUCAGUUUCGCACAAGACUCAACAGUUCUCAUGAGGCCUUUGGUGCCUCACUGCGACAGCUUGAAGAAGGUCAUACUGGGAGGCUGGAGAAGACUGAGGAUCUGUGGCUGAAGGUUCGAAAGGACCAUGCCCCACGGCUGGCCCGUUUGUCCUUAGAGAGCCGCUCUCUCAGAGACGUUUUAUUGCAUGGAAAGCCAAAGCUGGGCCGGGAGUUGGGCCGUGGACAAUAUGGAGUGGUGUACCUGUGUGACAGUUGGGGUGGCCAUUACCCUUGUGCUCUUAAAUCUGUUGUCCCCCCGGAUGAUAAACACUGGAAUGACUUGGCCUUAGAAUUCCACUAUACAAGGUCUUUACCAAAACAUGAGCGUCUGGUAGACUUGCAUGGCUCAGUUAUUGACCAUAGCUAUGGAGGUGGUUCGAGUAUUGCAGUACUGUUAAUAAUGGAGAGGCUACACCGUGAUCUCUACACUGGAAUCAAGGCAGGGUUAUCGCUGAAGGAGCGCCUGCAGAUUGCCUUGGAUGUGGUAGAGGGAAUCAGAUUUCUUCAUAGCCAAGGUCUUGUCCAUCGGGACAUAAAGCUGAAGAAUGUAUUGCUUGACAAACAGAAUCGGGCAAAAAUCACAGACUUGGGUUUCUGUAAACCAGAGGCUAUGAUGUCUGGAAGCAUCGUUGGAACUCCAAUUCACAUGGCCCCUGAGCUUUUCACUGGGAAAUAUGACAACUCUGUGGAUGUCUAUGCUUUCGGUAUCCUAUUCUGGUAUCUCUGUACAGGAUCUGUAAAGCUGCCAGAGGCAUUUGAAAGGUGCUCCAGUAAAGACCAACUAUGGAACAAUGUUAAGAAAGGAGCAAGACCAGAGCGUCUCCCCACAUUUGAUGAAGAGUGUUGGCAGCUCAUGGAGUCCUGCUGGAAUGGAGACCCUUUCAAGAGGCCCCUCCUAGGAAUUGUGCAGCCUAUGCUUCAGAGCAUUAUGGACCGUCUCUGCAACAGCUUGGAUAGAAAAAGCCAAAACUUGGAAGACUCUAACUGACAGCCUCUGGCACAUGAAAUGAGGCAAUAGAUGAAAACCAUGAGUAAGGAAUCCUCAAUCCAGACCAGAGACUAUGCUUGCAGUUUUAUCUAAGACUUUAUUAAAAAUAGAAGUAUCCCAAUUGUAGUGGAUAUAAAUGUAAUGACACUUGGCUUCUGUAGUUUAGACAGAGACAAGAUUUUUAUAAAAGAAAUGAUGGCACAUAGUACACAUUCACCAUUUCUUUUAGCUAGUACAGUAUUUAAAUAUGUAUUGUUUGAUUAUAAUGUAUUCCAAAACAUAUAACUUUUUUUAAUAAAAAAAAACUCUAAUAUAACUUGCCAUAA
Polypterus senegalus (gray bichir) is the source of this 3939-nucleotide messenger RNA. RefSeq names its product dual serine/threonine and tyrosine protein kinase (gene dstyk). Gene Ontology annotation, biological process: protein phosphorylation. NCBI's taxonomy places the organism in Eukaryota, Metazoa, Chordata, Cladistia, Polypteriformes, Polypteridae. Gene Ontology annotation, molecular function: protein kinase activity; ATP binding. The transcript is spliced from 13 exons. The record is from RefSeq and is a predicted model, not a curated record. Bases 875 to 3613 code for a protein of 912 amino acids.